UCGGCUCCGCCUCAGGCCCCCUCACCGCCUUCCCUCGGGGCCGGGGUCCGGCCCCGCCCGUUCCGCCGCUCCUCCAGGCGCCAGGCGGCGCCGCAGCGCGGGGUCGGCAGGAAGCGCGGGAGCGGCGCCAUGGCGCUGCCCGGCGAGCUGUGGGCAGAGCUGCCGGCCGAGAAGCGCAUUUUCUGCUCCGUGCUGCUCUUCUCCUGGGCUGUUUACCUUUGGGAAGCUUUCCUGGCGCACCGGCAGAGGCGGGUGUACAGGACAACGACAUGUGUGCCACAGGAGUUAGGACAGAUCAUGGAUCCAGAAACCUUUGAAAAGUCUCGCCUAUACCAGCUGGACAAAAGCACUUUCAGCUUUUGGUCAGGCCUGUACUCGGAGGUGGAGGGCACUAUGAUUCUCCUCUGUGGAGGGAUUCCUCUUCUCUGGAAUCUGUCUGGGCAGGUCUCUGGCCGUGCUGGGUUUGGACCAGAAUAUGAGAUUGUUCAGUCUUUGGUUUUUCUGCUGCUUGCAACUCUCUUCAGUGCAGUGACUGGUCUCCCAUGGAGUUUGUACAACACGUUUGUCAUAGAGGAGAAACAUGGCUUCAAUCAGCAGACACUGGGAUUUUUUUUUAAGGAUGCCCUCAAGAAAUUUGUGGUGACUCAGUGCAUCCUGCUGCCCGUGACAGCCCUUCUGCUUUACAUCAUCAAAAUAGGGGGAGACUACUUCUUCAUCUAUGCCUGGCUCUUCACAUUAGUUGUUUCCUUGGUGCUUGUCACAAUCUAUGCAGACUACAUUGCACCUUUGUUUGACAAAUUCAUUCCACUUCCUGAGGGAGAGCUCAAGCAACAAAUUGAAACGAUGGCAAAGGGCAUUGACUUCCCCUUGACUAAGGUCUACGUUGUUGAAGGUUCUAAGCGUUCUUCUCACAGCAAUGCCUAUUUCUACGGAUUCUUCAAGAAUAAGCGGAUUGUGCUCUUUGACACCCUCCUGGAAGACUACUCUGCACUGAACAAAGAGCCAGCAGAAGGAGAAGAUGGUGAGAAUGAAGAGACAAAGUCUAAAACCAAAAAUAAGAAACAAGGAUGUAAAAAUGAAGAAGUUCUGGCUGUACUUGGUCAUGAAUUAGGUCACUGGAAACUAGGCCACACUGUCAAAAAUAUUAUCAUCAGCCAGAUGAAUUCCUUCCUCUGCUUCUUCCUGUUUGCUGUGUUAAUUGGUCAAAAAGAACUCUUUGCUGCCUUUGGUUUCUAUGACACCCAGCCUACCCUGAUAGGCUUGAUGAUUAUUUUCCAGUUCAUCUUUUCACCAUACAAUGAGGUCCUCUCGUUUUGUUUGACUGUAUUAAGCCGACGAUUUGAGUUUCAAGCCGAUGCAUUUGCCAAGGAACUUGGGAAGGCUCAGGACCUGUAUUCUGCUUUGAUCAAGUUAAACAAAGACAAUUUAGGAUUCCCUGUUUCUGACUGGAUCUUUUCCAUGUGGCAUUACUCCCAUCCCCCGCUUUUAGAAAGACUGCAGGCCUUGAAAGACGUGAAGGAAGAGUGACAGGAGCGCUGGCUGGGUCCGAGACCCUGCUUCCAUCUCAGAAGCAAAGUUCAGAGCUGCUUUUUAAUUUCUUUUUAAAAAUAGUGCUGAUGAAGUUCAGUGUUAAAAGCACCACACCCUGAGUUGGCUAUUAAAUUAUAAA
This is a messenger RNA of Dryobates pubescens (Downy woodpecker), 1669 nucleotides long. It is a transcript of the gene ZMPSTE24, whose product is annotated as zinc metallopeptidase STE24. Gene Ontology annotation, cellular component: endoplasmic reticulum membrane. Bases 130 to 1527 code for a protein of 465 amino acids. The record is from RefSeq and is a predicted model, not a curated record. NCBI's taxonomy places the organism in Eukaryota, Metazoa, Chordata, Aves, Piciformes, Picidae. Gene Ontology annotation, molecular function: metalloendopeptidase activity. Gene Ontology annotation, biological process: CAAX-box protein processing. The transcript is spliced from 10 exons.